This is a messenger RNA of Ficedula albicollis (Collared flycatcher), 1201 nucleotides long. RefSeq lists its product as uncharacterized. Bases 429 to 1115 code for a protein of 228 amino acids. The transcript has 2 exons. The record is from RefSeq and is a predicted model, not a curated record. Lineage: Eukaryota; Metazoa; Chordata; Aves; Passeriformes; Muscicapidae.
GGAGCUUUAGGAGGUGGCCAAGGAGCUUUAGGAGGUGGCCAAGGAGCUGAAUGUGGUAGCCAAGGAGCUGCCGGAGGUGGCCAAGGAGCUUUAGGAGGUGGCCAAGGAGCUGAAUGUGGUAGCCAAGGAGCUUUAGGAGGUGGCCAAGGAGCUGAAUGUGGUAGCCAAGGAGCUUUAGGAGGUGGCCAAGGAGCUUUAGGAGGUGGCCAAGGAGCUGCCGGAGGUGGCCGUGCCGUUGCCACUCCCAAACCCCUCCAUGGGAAGUGCCUGGCCGGCCCCGGGCGCUGGCCGGUCCCUGCUGUCCGUCCGUCCGGCACUGUCUGUCUGUCCUGGCAGCUCCAGCCCCCCCCGUGCUGCUCCUGCUGCCCUGGCGCCGCUUCCAGGACGGGCCCCUCCUCACAGUGACCACGGUGGCCACGGUGGCAACGAUGGCCACAGUGACCGUGGUCACCUUGGUAUCCACAGUGGCCACCGUGGCUUCGUGGGUCAUGGUGGCCACGGUGGCCACGGUGCUUCCAAUGCCCAGAGUGGCCAUAGGGACCAAAGUGACCAUAGUGGCCACAGUGGCCUUGGUGGCCAAAGUGACCAUAGUGGCCACAGUGGCCUUGGUGGCCAAAGUGACCAUAGUGGCCACAGUGGCCUUGGUGGCCAAAGUGACCAUAGUGGCCACAGUGGCCUUGGUGGCCAAAGUGACCAUAGUGGCCACAGUGGCCUUGGUGGCCAAAGUGACCAUAGUGGCCACAGUGGCCUUGGUGGCCAAAGUGACCAUAGUGGCCACAGUGGCCUUGGUGGCCAAAGUGACCAUAGUGGCCACAGUGGCCUUGGUGGCCAAAGUGACCAUAGUGGCCACAGUGGCCUUGGUGGCCAAAGUGACCAUAGUGGCCACAGUGGCCUUGGUGGCCAAAGUGACCAUAGUGGCCACAGUGGCCUUGGUGGCCAAAGUGACCAUAGUGGCCACAGUGGCCUUGGUGGCCAAAGUGACCAUAGUGGCCACAGUGGCCUUGGUGGCCAAAGUGACCAUAGUGGCCACAGUGGCCUUGGUGGCCAAAGUGACCAUAGUGGCCGCAGUGGCCUUGGUGGCCUCAUCUCUCUGGGGGUCCUGGUGGCCUUCAUGAUCCUGGUGGCCACAGUGGCCUCAAAGGUCACUGUGGUCUUGGUGGCCUCAUGGCUCAGAGGCUUCUGGUCACCACUGCCAUGGCCA